Molecule: messenger RNA, 2064 nt
Organism: Prunus dulcis (almond)
Lineage: Eukaryota; Viridiplantae; Streptophyta; Magnoliopsida; Rosales; Rosaceae
Product: probable DNA primase large subunit
Exons: 19
Coding region: 152-1507 (451 amino acids)
Biological process (GO): DNA replication, synthesis of primer
Cellular component (GO): alpha DNA polymerase:primase complex
Source: RefSeq, a predicted model, not a curated record
GAGUGCCCAUUUAUUUCCCGCCAUUUUUCUGUUUUCGGCUUCUUUGGCGCGCAAGUAAAAAAUAAUGAACUGACGCAACUGUGGCCCACUAGACUAGAGAUACUUUCUCUUCUGAGCCCGCUCAUCGGACUGAGAAAGGAGAGGAGCCAAAAUGGAACCCGUUCGGUCUCAGAGAAAAUUGAUCGUCAAUGACGUCGUCUCGACCCUCCCUCUCUACCGCUCUGCUCCCGCCCUUGAAGUUCGUCUCGAAGAGUUCGAGCUUUUCGCCCUCGAUCGCCUCCGAGUGCUAAAAGGGAUUUCUGAUGCAUUAUCACGAGGAAGGAAACCUGAAGAAAUGGAGAAAUUGGCAAUUGAUCUAUGGAAGACAAAUAUGAGGCAUCCUCAGGCAUCCGAGGUCAUCAACAAGGACAUAAUAUCACACUUUGUUCUGCGUCUAGUUUAUUGCAGAACGGAGGACCUGAGGAAAUGGUUUCUUUCCAUGGAGACUGCCCUAUUUCGUUACCGGUUUAAACGGGAAAAGCAAGAAGCUCAGAGGGCACUCAUGGCAGAAUUUGAUCUUCCAUACAAGGCAGUUAGUAGUUCAGAAUUCGAGAGUGUAAAAGAGAAAUUGGUCCUGGUUUCACGUUCCCUCGGUCAAUCUUCACCAACUGCUGAUGACAUCUUCUUCAAGGUACCAUUUGAAGAAGUUCCAGAACUUGUAGCUGGUCGUAGAGUGUUCAUCAGUAAGGGGCAUGCAUAUAUAGCUAUGAGUCAGGUGGUUUCCCUUGUUGCCACGCAAUUCCGCAGUCAUCUGUCAAGGGCACUUAUUUUGACAAACAGAAAAUGGACUACAACUAUAGCAGAACAAGAGAAGGAUCGGUUGACUCCAAUUGUUGAAGCCCUAUCCUCAAGUUACCUGGGACCUGACUAUUCUCAGCCAAAAGAAUUUGCUCAGAUUUCCUUAAAAGACAUUGAUGAUGUAGCUAAGAGCUCCUUUCCUCUGUGCAUGCGUCACCUAUUUGAAAAGUUGAGAGAGGAUCAUCAUUUAAAGCAUGGAGGUAGAAUGCAACUAGGUCUCUUCCUCAAGGGUGUUGGCUUGAAGCUGGAUGAUGCCCUUGCGUUUUGGAAAGCUGAGUUCUCGCGAAAGGUUGGUGCCGAAAGGUUUGACAAAGAAUAUUCAUAUGGCAUACGCCACAAUUACGGAAGAGAAGGCAAAAGAACAGAUUACACACCUUAUUCCUGUCAAAAAAUCAUCUCUUCUACUCCUGGUGUAGGAGAUCAUCAUGGAUGCCCAUAUCGAAAUUUCAGUGAAGAGAAUUUGAGAGCAGCUCUCAAUAAAAUGGGAGUUACCGGCCGUGCAGUUGGAGAUGUCAUGGACAAAGUGCGAAACAGACAUUAUCAGCUGGCAUGCACCUUGACGUUUGAAGCUGUUCAUGGGUCAUCAUGCGAUGCUGGGAUUAACCAUCCAAAUCAAUACUUUUCUGACAGCCAAAAGAUUAUGCAGUCCAAGAACCAGUCUGCAGCUUAAGAAGAGCUUUUGGGCAUUGUCAUUCCAGACAGGUACUUCUCUCUAAAUAGUCUACUUAAGUUAGUGCAGUUUGUGCAAGUGAAGGACACACCCAACCCAAAUGCAAAUAACAGAGCAUCGAGCCAAAGUGGACCCAAAAUUUUGAUUGUUCUAUCCACACCUUUCCACUCAAGGAAAGCCUUUAAAGUCGGUUCUCUGCCCGAAAGUAGGCCAUGCAUUAUGGUUUUUAUACACAGAGAUGGCAGAGCUGGUGGCCCCACCUUUCCUUUCCCGGCAUAAAGGUCGUGUUCUGCUUUACACUGAAAAAUAUGUAAUUUAGUAUUAUUUAGAAUCGCAUCUUCAUGUGAAAAUUCGGACUUCUUGAUAAGAAUAGUGCAUGGGGUGGCAUAUUCUCUGUUUUCAUUCGCCUGAUUAUGGGUGCUCAAUGUGGAAAUAGCAUCACCUGGAUCGGAUUGAACGUAUUCUUGUUGACGAGAAAGGGGUUGGUUCUAUUCUAGCAACUGACUAAUCACGAAGCACAUGAUAAAAUAUAAUGUUAAAUGUUCCUUUUGAGGAUA